UGCGGCCGACGUGGCGGCGCUGGUACGCAGGACGGGCGCCACAUUGCGCCUGCGCCCCAACGCGGAUCCUGAAUUAAGUUGGAAAGCUGAACCGAAGGGAGGAAGUUCAGAAUCCUAAAAGAGACUCACCAAACCGGGAAGUAGACCGUGACUCACAGAAGUGAUUAGUGCAGGGGGCUCCGUGUGGGUACGUCACUUGAUUCCCUGGAUCAUCAUUCUUCGGGGGUCAUCUCCUUUGGAUCCCAGUUCUGACUCCAAGGAAUAUUAACCUAAAUAAAGAGGAAGGAAGAACGAAUCCACCUCUGCCACACCUACCUCACCCAAGAACUACAUUUCCCUUUAUGCUUGGCGCAACGCACUCCUAUGAAGUGAAAAGAGCGACAAUUACUUCCUAAGGCCCCUUUUUUCACCUUCGCCCGCCGAUGCCGCAGUGUUCUAUGGGAAAGGUAGUUCUAGCGCUCGUUGUCUGGCCCCGCUCAAACUGAACCCAAACUAUACUUCCCAGCAAGCAGCGCACUCGCCUGGGACAGAGGGGCAAGAUGGCGGAUGCUGAAGAGGGUGCUUUGCGGCCGGCAGGAGCCUCCGCUGCCCCAAUUUCGUUCAGCUUCAGUCGCACAUCUGCCCGGAGACGGCUCGCGGACGACGCGGGUGCGGCUCCAGAGGAGAAGGAUUUCUUAAAGACCGUGGAAGGGAGGGAGCUGCAAAGUGUGAAGCCCUCAGAAACCCCCAAGGAACUCGUCAUCCCUUUGAUCAAGAAUGGCCAUCGCAGGCAGCCACCGACCCAGGCCCCUGGGCCAUCCACAAAUACUGAGGCCUUGGUGGAUGGGGUGCUGUCCCAGGCUGUGAAGGAGCUCAUUGAGGACUCCAAGAAGUCCCUGGAGGAGAGAGAGAAUUCGGGUGUCGACCCCACGCUUGCUAUCCCCAUGAUCCAGAAAGGAUGCAUCCCUAACGGGGAAGGGGCAGACAGCGAACCCCGGGCUGAGACAGUGCCGGAGGAAGCUGAUUACGAGGCAGUCCCCGUAGAGGCCUAUGGGCUGGCCAUGUUACGAGGCAUGGGCUGGAAACCUGGCGAGGGCAUUGGCCGCACCUUCAAUCAAGUGGUGAAGCCCCGUGUCAACUUACUGAGGCCGAAGGGGCUAGGGCUGGGCGCCAACCUGAAUGAGGUCCAGGCCCUGGUCUCCACUGGCCCCCACCACCAACCAAAGCCAGAUGAGGAGCAAGAGAAGGAUAAGGAAGACCAGCCUCGAGGACUGGUGCCUGGAGGGGCUGUGGUGGUUCUUUCCGGCCCUCACCGAGGCCUCUACGGGAAGGUAGAAGGCCUCGAUCCUGACAAUGUUCGGGCCGUGGUUCGCCUGGCCGUGGGGAACCGCAUGGUGACUGUUAGUGAGUACUGCCUGCGGCCUGUUUCCCAGCAGGAGUUUGACAAGAACUGCUUGGAUCUCAGUGAGUGAGCCUCCCACCUUGCUGGGAGAGUUGGAGAAGCAUUCCAGGCGGGGCA
Leptonychotes weddellii (Weddell seal) is the source of this 1498-nucleotide messenger RNA. The record is from RefSeq and is a predicted model, not a curated record. Lineage: Eukaryota; Metazoa; Chordata; Mammalia; Carnivora; Phocidae.